Messenger RNA from Hibiscus syriacus, 1677 nucleotides. Its product is annotated as transcription factor MYC2-like. The record is from RefSeq and is a predicted model, not a curated record. Gene Ontology annotation, cellular component: nucleus. The transcript has a single exon. The coding region runs from base 44 to 1486 and encodes 480 amino acids. Gene Ontology annotation, biological process: regulation of DNA-templated transcription. Gene Ontology annotation, molecular function: DNA-binding transcription factor activity; protein dimerization activity; transcription cis-regulatory region binding. NCBI's taxonomy places the organism in Eukaryota, Viridiplantae, Streptophyta, Magnoliopsida, Malvales, Malvaceae.
ACUGCCGUUUACGUUUCCUUUCUUUUUUGUUUCUCUGUCCGCUAUGGAAGAACUGAUAAUCUCUCCAGCUUCAUCUUCUUCACUGGUUUAUUUUACCCAAGAAACUUCAACACAUUCAACUAUCCAGCAGUGUCUCCAGUUCGUAGUUCAGAGCCAGCUGAAUUGGUGGACUUAUGCCAUACUGUGGCAGACAUCAAACGAUGAACACGGUCGUCUGUUCUUGUCGUGGGGAGAUGGGUAUUUCCAUGGCACCAAAGAUGCGUCUCCAGCGUGCCUAGGAAGUGACAGAAGUAAGGUGAUGAAAGGAAUCAAAGCACUCAUUGGAGAUAAUAACAAUGAAUUUGAUGUGUCGAUGAUCAACGGGUGCGGCGUCUCCGAUGCUGAAUGGUUCCACGUGAUGUCGUUGACUCGAACUUUCCCUGCCGGAGAAGGGAUUCCGGGCAAGGCUCUUAGUACUGGCUCUUUGGUUUGGUUAACCGGUGCUCAUGCAACGCCGUUUUACAAUUGUGAAAGAGCUAUAGAAGCACAAAUGCAUGGCAUUGAAACGCUGGUUUGUAUACCAACUUCUUGCGGGGUUGUUGAACUAGGAUCCAUGGAAAUGAUCAGUGAAAAUUGGGGUUUGGUCCAGCAAGUUAAGUCCCUAUUCGGGUCUGAUCCCAUUGGCUUGGUGGUGCCAAAACAAUCAGGUCAGUUCCCUGACGUAAACAUCUCUUUUGCCGACAUCGGAAUAGUUUCCGGUGUCGAAGAAGAAGAUGCAAGUCCUGAUAAUGAAACCAAGCAAGAAAUCCCCAACAACAGAACCAAGAAAUUCUCCACCAAAACCGGGCAAUCUUCGUAUGUGGACUCAGAGCAUUCCGAUUGUGAUCGUCCAUUGUUACUAGCCACGAGUCACAUGGAGAAGAGAAACUCAAAGAAACGUGGAAGAAAACCCGGGCUCGGGCGAGAGACACCGUUGAACCACGUGGAAGCUGAGAGGCAACGCCGCGAGAAGCUGAACCACAUGUUCUACGCUCUCCGAGCCGUAGUUCCGAACGUGUCGCGCAUGGACAAAGCAUCGCUCUUAUCUGACGCUGUGUCGUACAUCAAUGAGCUCAAGUCGAAAAUCGAUGAACUGGAAUCGCAGCUUCAGAAAGAGUGUAAGAAACUGAAGGUGGAAACGGCUGAGGGUAUGGAUAACCAAAGCACCACCACUUCAGCAUCCCCUAAUAAUUCUUCAGCAUCUCCUGCAACACGAGGCUCUGUUGGUCUCGAUUUCAAUAUCAAGAUCAUCGGAAAAUAUGCGAUGAUUAGGGUUCAGUCAGAGAAUGUGAACUGUCCAGCUGCAAGGCUAAUGGUUGCCCUCCGUGAUCUGGAGUUUAUGAUCCAUCAUGCAAGCAUCUCAUGUGUGAACGAGAUCACGCUCCAGGAUAUCCUUGUCGCCGUCCCCGAUAAACUUAGAAAUGAACAAGGACUCAAAUCUGCUCUUCUCAAGAGGCUCGACCAGUAAGUUUAUUGCCAUUGCGGUAGCCGGCAAUAAUAAGGGCUAUUAUGGUCGUGAAAGUGCAUUUUUAUCGCGGCCGCUAUUUCGAUAAGGGACUUUUAUUUAAGUUCUUGGUAAGAGUGUGAUUUAUGUGAAAGUUCAAUUAUCUGUAUUGUCGUUUUAUUUGUCCGUCAAAUCCCAGUUGUUUUUUCUUUGAU